GAGGACUAGAGGAAACCCCAAACCUGUGGAUAGCGGCGGGCAGGGGGGAAGUGAUGGCCACGGCUGCCUCUAACCCCUACCUCGCUAGCAACAGCAUCCUCUCCCCGGGAUCCAUCGUGCACUCAGACUCAGGGAUUGGCAUGCAGCCUGGAAGCGCCGCCGUUACCUCAGUGGCAGGCGGCUACCGGGGGGACCCCACGGUGAAGAUGGUGCAGAGUGACUUCAUGCAGGGGGCGAUGGCUGCCAGUAAUGGGGGGCACAUGCUGAGCCACGCACACCAGUGGGUUACUGCCUUACCCCACGCAGCGGCAGCGGCGGCGGCAGCAGCUGCAGCAGCGGCAGAGGCAGGCUCUCCCUGGUCCAGCAGCCCGGUGGGCAUGACCGGCAGCCCGCAGCAUCCUCAGCAACAACAGCAGGACGUGAAAGGGGGAGCUGGGAGAGACGAACUGCACCCUGGGGCCGCCCUGCAUCACCGGCCGCCUCACCUAGGACCCCAUCAAGGGCAUCCAGGAGGCUGGGGGGCGGCAGCCGCAUCACACAUCCAGUCAAUGGCAGCGGGGACGCCGCAGCAGCAGCAGCAACAACAACAGCAGCAGCAGCAGCAAGCUCUUCUGUACGCCCAACCGGGGGCAUUCACUGUGAACGGUAUGCUAAGCCCACCCCCCGGGAGCCAAAACCUGGUACAUCCAGGGCUGGUAAGGGGGGACACGCCAGAGCUCGGGGACCACCCUGGGCAUCAUCAUCACCACCAUCACCAGCAUCAACAGCACCACCAGCAGCAACAGCAGCAGCAGCAGCACCAUGGAGGGGUGAACAGCCACGACCCCCAUUCUGAUGAGGACACCCCGACCUCGGAUGACCUGGAGCAAUUUGCCAAGCAGUUUAAACAGCGCAGGAUCAAACUGGGCUUUACUCAGGCAGAUGUGGGCCUGGCCCUAGGCACCCUCUAUGGCAAUGUCUUCUCCCAAACUACCAUCUGCAGGUUCGAGGCGCUCCAGCUUAGCUUUAAGAACAUGUGCAAGCUCAAACCCCUGCUCAACAAGUGGCUGGAGGAGGCCGACUCCUCCACGGGCAGCCCAACGAGCAUCGACAAAAUCGCAGCGCAGGGCAGAAAGAGAAAGAAGAGGACUUCUAUCGAGGUGAGCGUAAAGGGAGCAUUGGAGAGUCACUUCCUCAAGUGCCCCAAACCGUCGGCUCAGGAAAUCACCAACCUGGCGGAUAGCCUCCAGCUGGAGAAGGAGGUGGUUAGGGUCUGGUUUUGCAACCGCAGGCAGAAGGAGAAGAGAAUGACCCCACCAGGGAUCCAGCAGCAGACGCCAGAUGAUGUCUACUCCCAGGUGGGCAAUGUGGGGGCUGACACGCCGCCCCCUCACCAUGGGAUGCAGACUAGUGUGCAAUGACUGGAGUGGGCACCCAGCAGCUGCCUGACCGGCCAGGCAAUGGGAGGCAGCAAUCACCACACUCAGCAGCGCGGCUCACCCAAACUGCCCUCUUUUUUAUAAAUACAUAUAUAAAUAUAUAAAUAUAUAUACAGAGAGACCCAGUCACAUUCAGCAAAGCGCUUGGACUCGUACUGCCUUGGCACGUGGGUGGAGAUGCAGAAUGCACCAAAAAUCUGCAGAGGUUCCUUUUUAAUAUAUAUAUAUAUAUUAUAUUUUUAAUAUUGUUUUUUUAUUUGCCUUACGACUCCCACCCAGUUCCAGCAAAGAGCAUCCACUUUGCCACUUCCCCUCUUCUUAUUCUAUAAGAGCCAAUAUUUUGCCCAGCACUAAGCAUUAUAAGGGAUACCUAGGUCUGGGGUGUUUUUUUACUUUAUAAGAAAUAUUUGUCCUUUUUUAUUAUUAAUAUUAUUAUUAUUAUUAUUGUGACCAUCCAGAAAAAGGAGCUAAUUAAAGUGAAGUGACCUGGAACUUGCAGGAUUCGUGGGGCUGAGUUGUCAAAAUAACAAACUGCCAGCUGAUCCCCACUGGUGCACCAGUGCCCAUAUUUCCAGCUAAGCGAGGGAAUAGGCUUAUGGCACCUAAGUGACCAGUUUAUUGGAAUAUAUUUCUUGCGGGGAUUAAACAGGGUACAGAACAUCACAGGCAGAGGGACAGAGUCUUGGCACCCGAACUUUAUUCUCCAAUAUCAAGCCAGCUUAAUCAUUUUUAAGAUGUCAAGUACCUUAUUUUUUCGUGGCUCUUCCUAAUUUUGGGAACGUAGCACUCUCAUGUCCCCACUUUUAAUUAAAACAUAAAAUGACUGCUUAUGAUUGAAACAUAUUUAAAAUACUUUACUUUGGGAGAUUUAAAUUCUGGACAUCAGCAGCUGCACUUAUCCCAAACCCCCUCCAACCAAGUCCAUUGCCAACUCUGAAUGGGUGCUGAGGAUGAGAGUCAAUAAUACUGCCAUUUCUGAGCAGUGAUUUUGGUAGGUUUUAAUAAACAGACUUUAAAAAAAAAAAAAAAAACACCAACAAAAAGACUGAAACAAAAUUUUUGAUCUAUUGAUGAUCUUAAAAAAUGUGCUUUAUAUUUUCAUCAAAUGACUUCUUUUAAUAUUUUAUUCAGAAUACCUAUGGACGUCUGCAAAACGGUAAUUUAUUUUUUUCCCCAAAUCUUGUAUUACGUGUUUUUUUUCUCUGAGACGAGCACAAAUCAAAAAUGGAAAAAAAUAUGGACAGCUGUAGGUUACAAUGGUCUCUUUUGAUGUGAUCAUUUGAUUGUAAUUUAAUUUUAGUAGUGGUUCCGUAAGAGCUGAUUGAGAUAAUAAAUUUGUUAGAAUGACAAAAUCCGUGUCUGAUGCAUAAAAAUGUUGGCCAUAAUAUCUUCUAGUCAAGUUCAUAUUCCAUAAUAUCAGAAUUCGCAGGAAAUACCGUUUCCUGAGGUUAAAUCAUUUUUUUCAGUCGCUUGUAUUAUAAUUGUUUGUUUCCUCAUUCUGGAAGUCGUUUACCCCCCAAACCUAAUCAUACGAAGUUUAUCUUAAUUAAUCCACUGUUUCCUGGCUCUUACACCAGUGACAUGGUUAUCGAAAAAAUUGUAUCUCACCAGUCGAUAGUCUAGAGGGAAAUAUGACAAUAAAAUCACUAGAACCUUAGAACAUGGAAUGGUAUUUAACCCCUGGCCUCUUUGCUAUACCAGCAGAAGCAAAAUAUAGUAUUCCACGGGUUUUACCAGGUAUUUCAAUCUUUCAAGUAUGUUUACUUUUAUUUUGUUUUUUUUGCAAACCAUGUCCAGAGAAGAUACCGCAUCCAAUAUAAUUUUCUCCUAUUUCGCAUAUUGGGGGUUUAUGUGGGUUAGAUUGAUGACCCAUAUUAGUAUUAUAGUGAUGUUAAGUUAUUCAUUUAUGCCCAUAUUGUCCCAGCAGGAGAUAACAUAAUGGUUUAGCUGGAAACAAAAUCGGUUUUUAUAUCCACUCAGAUUGUAUGUUUAGUUUCAUACAUCAAUAUUCAUUCCCAGUUUGUACUGAAAAUCUCUAGACGAGCUUUUCCUUCUUCCUCUGCUGCCAGUUGUGGAGAUCGUUCUGCUGGGUUGUGCUGUUGUAUAUGAAUUUCCUUCGUUACAUCGUUUGCUUGUGAAUUGUUCUGCACACGAAACCUCUACUGCAAAUCCAAAUUAAUAUCAAAAUUAUAUAUAUAUAUAUAUAUAUAUACAUUUUGUUUUGUUUGGCACAGUCUAAUUGUAAAUUGCUUGUUCACCUUGGGUUGUAGCAAUAUGCAGACCAGCAGCCUGAUGAGGCCUCCUGUCAUUGGUAUAAAUCACGCUCUCGCAGAUCUCAUUGUUCAGGCCAGCUUUAUUUUAUCUCUCAGGGUGACAGGCAAAUCCCACCUACAGCCCCAUUUGUCUGUACUGGUGGACUGGUUAGAGAGAAAAAUGAUAAUCCAGGGGUGGAUGCUUUCCUGUCAGUAUGUAUGUGUUGUGGUUCCUUUUGCUGGGGUUUAAGAUACCUUAAGGAGAGUUGGGUUAUGCUUAUUAUUCCCAAGAAGAUAUGGUAAGUCCACAGUUAGGGUGUAGGGUGAUAUACAUGUGUGUUUUGGGGGUUGCUAUCCCUGGUAGUGUGAAUCCUGAUGGCAUCAGAUUGUGCUAGAGAGGUGUGUGCUUUGGGUAUUUUUUGUGGCUACUUGGAUAUUUGUAUUGUCUAUUUUGUGCCAGUGGUAUUUGCAAUAAGGUCACAUGGUUCUGUUGCAGUAGUGGCUGUACUGGGGAUCAUGAAGCUGGGGAUAUUGGUACAUGGCACUUCCUUUAGCUGUUUUAGACAAUGGUCUUCUUAUUCUGCCCUACUGCUCCCUUUCUUCUGCCUGUCCCACAAUGGGAGUCAGGUGCCUUGCAAUGCAGAGCCCAAGGCCAGGGAUCCCAUUGGUUGUUGUGUGUUUCUUUUUGGGCCCUGCUGUUUGUGUUGUAAUGAUUUGGUGUGCACCUUGCAGUGCUAAAAUGAGAAGCCUUAACCCCUUUCUCCACAUCCCCCACUUAAAUAUGCUUUGUAAUAAAGGCAGCUGUAGGGUCUCCACUCCCAGAGGAUAACUGUAAACACAUCCACCAACAUGUGUAACUGGAUAUAUUAUUGCCUUCAUUUUAUGUUCCUUUGUUUUUGCUCUGUUCCCUUAAAUUAUAUAUAUUUGUAACCUAUUUAUCUUGUUCAAAACAUUCUGGUUGUAUUUAUCCGUUUAUUUUCAUAAUAAAAUAGCCUUGUCGAGCUAAUAUAAAUGAACCAA
Xenopus tropicalis (tropical clawed frog) is the source of this 4690-nucleotide messenger RNA. RefSeq names its product POU class 3 homeobox 3 (gene pou3f3). NCBI's taxonomy places the organism in Eukaryota, Metazoa, Chordata, Amphibia, Anura, Pipidae. Gene Ontology annotation, biological process: regulation of transcription by RNA polymerase II; brain development; DNA-templated transcription. Bases 54 to 1400 code for a protein of 448 amino acids. The record is from RefSeq and is a predicted model, not a curated record. Gene Ontology annotation, cellular component: nucleus. The transcript has a single exon. Gene Ontology annotation, molecular function: DNA-binding transcription factor activity, RNA polymerase II-specific; DNA-binding transcription factor activity; DNA binding.